AUGGCGGCGGUGUCCGGCGACGACGAUGAUCAGGCGUUCGUCGCCAAACUUCUCAAAGUCCUCCACAGAGAAGGGGUUCUGGAGGUCGAAGCCCUGCAUGCUGUGAUCGCGCAGUUCCUCGCCCGGUGCCUCGACGACCUCCUGCCCGGAGACGUACGAGCCCAGUGGGAGCCGAAUGAUACGAGGGAGCCAUUGGCGCUGAUGGUGAGGGGCAGCCCGGUGGUCCUGGACGAUCAGUUCCCGGAAGGGGACGCCUGGGCGUUCCUCAGACAUUUCGACGCGUUACGAGAGCACUGCUUCGAACACGGGGACGCGCCGAGGACGCCGACGCAGGCCGGCACCGAUUCCUUCGCCUUUGCACCGACCGCGGCCCCGCCCCUCGCCGAGCCGGCCCGCGAUCACGGCAAGCAGCUGCGACACCCGCAACCGACGCGCUCGGCCUCCUCGUCCGAGUCAUCAGGCUCCGACUCCGACGACUCCGACAGCGGCGACUCCGGCCCGCCACCCCGCCGCAGCAAGCCGCCCGCCUCGCCGGACACCGGAUGCGCCGACGUAGCCCGCGUGCUGGCACGGCACGGGCUGACGAUCGAAGACUGCAGGAACUCCAAGAAGCUGGGCAACAAGAAGGGGUUCGUCAAGCAGAACGCCAUCGACGCCUUGUGCGACUUGGCGGUCGGGGGCCACGCCGCCCAGGCGCCCGGGGGGGGCGCGGGGCCGGGCGCGUCCAUCGGUCCUGGCGAGGGUGCGACGAUAGUGUCCGAGUUCACCAAGGCGAUGACCAAGCAGACCGUUGAGUUCCGCAGGGCGGUGACCAAGCAGACCGAUGCCAUGGUCGGCCUCCAGGAACGAACUCUGCAUCACUUGGCUGGACAGACGCAGAGGCACGUGGACGGCUACGUCAGGCUCGCGCUGGGGACCCGGGAUGCCCCCCAGCCGAUCGAAGCGCGGCUUCCCUGCUCCGACUCCGGCGAGUCCGGCAAGAAGAGGAAGGACCCCGGCUCUCGCUUCGAAGAAGUCGAAGUUUCCAAGAAAGCCAGCUCGCAGCAGCUGUCAGGGGAUAAGAAUUGA
Klebsormidium nitens is the source of this 1068-nucleotide messenger RNA. NCBI's taxonomy places the organism in Eukaryota, Viridiplantae, Streptophyta, Klebsormidiophyceae, Klebsormidiales, Klebsormidiaceae. The record is from the annotation of a GenBank genome assembly.